CUCUCUCUCUUAAAAUCCACGCCCCCCAAAAAUUAAAAGCGAAACACCAAAAAUAAUCAAAACCCUAAUCUGAUCUCACCUCUCUCACUUUCCAACCGUCACAAUUCGAAACCACUCUCACCCGCAUGGCCGUCAUCUGAUACAUCCGAUUUUAGGGGCGGCGAUUUUGUCUGUCGUGGUUUGGAUCGGCAUGAAGCGAGAUUUGGCUUCGGCUUCUGAGGGCCAGUCUCAACUCGCCUCCGCCGGCGCCGACUCCGAGGCGACCCCGGCGAUUCGUGUUUAUGAGAGAUUGAACUCCAAGAGGUUCAAAGGCGCGAUUGUUAAUGGCUUGAUUGUGUAUACGCGCGCCAGGAAGUCCGAGAUCAAUGCCCGGAGCGGCGUACCGGACGAGGCCGAAGCCGCCGGCAGUGAACGAUUGGGUGACCCGAGAAACGAUGCGGCUCCCGCGAUCGAGUGCGAUCAGCUGACUGAAAUUGUAGUUAGAGAUGAGGCAAGUAGCGGCGUCGAGAUACCUAGGAGUAGGAAAGGGAGAGGGAGAUGGAGAGGGAGAGGGAGAGGGAGAGGGAAGGGAGAGGGGAGUGAGCUUCGGCGGCCUCUGCCUUUCGAGGAGGAUCAAGAUAUCGGCGGCGGCGAGCUGAUUGAAGUUGUAGUUAGAGAAGAGAGCAAUUUUAGUUUGGAAAUGAGUAGGAAGGAGUCUGCUGCUGCCGCAGGCAGUGCUGGUAGUAGUCUUCGUAAGGGGGGUUGGCCUCGUAAAAGAGGGAAGGAUUCGCAAGGAAUGUCGUCAAGGAAGAAGCCAUUUACGCGAUCCACAUUGAAACUUAGUGCUGAGCCUCCGGUGGAAAAUGGAUCGGAGGUUGUGCAGGGAUUGGAGAUUGUGUCGGUAUCAGAGGAUUUGCCUAUAUCAGAGGUUAUACCAGAAACGGAGUCUUAUCCUCUAUUAGAGGCUGUGCCAGGAUCAGAGGGUUUGCCAGGAUCAGAUGUAUCAGAGGUUGUGCCAGCGGAAGUGAUUUCUGAUAUAGAAGAGGAGAAACUAGUUGCAGUCAGUACACUGCUGUCGAAUAGUAAGCUAGAAAUGAAGAUGUCAAAAAAAGUUGUUAUAGAUAGGAAGCCUACUACAGUCAAGGAGCUGUUCGACACAGGCUUGGUUGAUGGGUUAACAGUGAUUUACAUGGGUAGCAAGAAGGCAUUUGGUCUGCGGGGCACAAUAAGAGAUGGAGGGAUUUUGUGUUCAUGUAUAUCCUGCAAUGGCUGCAGAGUCAUUCCACCAUCUCAGUUCGAGAUUCAUGCUUGUAAAACGUACAGACGAGCAGCGCAAUAUAUAUGCCUUGAGAAUGGAAGGAGUCUUUUGGAUCUUUUGAAGGUGUGCAGGAAUGCUUCUCUGAACACAUUGGAGGCAACAAUUCAUAAGUUCAUCAAUUCGUCUCCAAUAGACAAAUAUUUCACUUGUGAAAAAUGCAGUGUGUCCUUUCCUCCGUAUUGUGCUGUGGAAGAUGGAUCUCUUUGCUAUUCGUGCAUGGUGUCAGACAAUCCUGGAUACAUCCCAUAUCAUGAAGUUAGUAAAAGUCUCAGAGCUUUGAUGCCUGGUUCAUUGUCCUUGUCCCUGAAAAAUGCAAAGUCCCCCAAAACAUCCAAGUCUGCAAAAAAAGGAAUCUCAAAGACUCCUAAAAGUACCAUCUUAAGAACCCCGGGAAGUGCCAUCUCAAAGUCCCUUAGAAGUUCAAUCUUAAAGUCCCCAAAGAGGGCAAUUUCCAAGUCCCCCAAAAGUGCUUCACUUUGGAAGACAACAAAGUUAUCAACACCAGUUUCGAUCUCAAGUCCAUCAAAAAGUGUUUCUCCAAUGCACUCAGAAUAUAAGAGUGGAUGGAAGAUAACAUCAAAGUCCUCAAAAUCAGUUUUGAUCUCAAGGUCCCCAAGUGCUGCUUCACUAUAUUUCUCGUCACAAAAGAAAAGUCAGUGGAGGAUUACCACUAAAGAUCAGCGCCUGCAUAAGUUGGUAUUUGAGGAUGGUGGAUUGCCUGAUGGAAGCGAAGUAGCCUAUUAUGCCCGUGGACAGAAAUUGCUAGUCGGUUAUAAAAAGGGGUUCGGAAUAUUUUGCCGUUGCUGUAACACGGAGGUCAGCCCCUCGCAGUUUGAGGCUCAUGCGGGUUGGGCUACACGCAGGAAACCCUAUGCGUACAUCUACACCUCAAACGGCGUGUCUCUCCAUGAACUGGCCAUAUCUUUGUCAAGGGGUCGCAAGUAUUCAGCUAAAGAUAAUGAUGACUUGUGCAUCAUUUGUGCGGACGGUGGGAAUCUUGUUCUUUGUGAUGGCUGUCCUCGGGCGUUCCACAGAGAUUGUGCAUCUCUAUCAGGUGUCCCUCGUGGUGAUUGGUACUGUAAGUUCUGCCAGAAUAUGUUUCAGAGGGAGAAGUUUGUAGAACAUAAUGAAAAUGCUGUUGCUGCCGGAAGGGUUGAAGGAAUUGAUCCUAUUGAACAGAUAACCCAAAGAUGCAUCCGUAUAGUCAAAGACAUUGAAGCUGAACUUACUGGAUGUGUAUUAUGUAGGGGGUAUGACUUUAGCAAAUCAGGGUUCGGUCCACGUACUAUUAUACUUUGUGAUCAGUGUGAGAAGGAAUAUCAUGUUGGCUGUUUGAAGAAACAUAAAAUGGCAAAUUUGAAGGAAUUGCCAAAGGGGAAAUGGUUUUGUUGCACAGAAUGCAAUAAAAUUCAAUCUAUUUUGCAAAAGUGCCUAUCAAGGGGAGCUGAGGAACUCCCUGAAUCUCAUUUGGAUAUUAUGAGGAAAAAGCAUGAGGGGAACGGUUUGGAGAUGGUCAAUGGUUUUGAUAUCAGAUGGAGACUUAUCAGUGGCAAAAUGGGCACUCAGGAAUCUCGGUCAUUGCUUUCAAAGGCUGUUGCCAUCUUCCAUGAUUGCUUUGAUCCAAUAAUUGAUGCAGAAUCUGGGCGUGAUCUCAUUCCGGCAAUGGUCUAUGGAAGGAAUGUUAGGAGUCAAGAAUAUGGGGGGAUGUACUGUGCGAUUCUAAUGGUCAACUCAACUGUUGUAUCAGCUGCAAUUAUUCGUGUUUUUGGUCAAGAAGUUGCUGAGCUUCCUUUAGUUGCAACAAGUAGUGGUAAUCAUGGAAAGGGCUACUUCCAAUCAUUAUUUUCUUGCAUUGAGAAGUUGCUAGCUUUCUUGAGUGUGAAAAACCUUGUGCUGCCCGCUGCCCCAGAAGCAGAAUCUAUAUGGACAGAAAAAUUUGGAUUCACAAAGAUAGAUCCGGACCAGCUUAUCAACUACAGACGGACUUGCUACCAAAUGAUUACCUUCAAAGGAACAUCAAUGUUGCAUAAAAAGGUUCCUGAAUGUCGACUUGUAAAUACAGCAUGAUAGAUUUUUGUUUAUGCUCUUAUGUUUGCUGAUGUUAAUUAUUUGCAAGCUCUCUGCUUCCAGUUCAUGGUUGUAAAAUUUUAUGAAUUGGAAUUGUCAAGCCUCUGCUGUUCUUUAUUUGAGCUGUCAACUGUUCAUAUCAACAUAUUCAUUGACCUUCGGCUUAUUUGUUAAUCUAUUUAUUCGUUAGCUUCAGAAAGGGGCACUAUGGGAAUUAUGCU
This is a messenger RNA of Argentina anserina (silverweed cinquefoil), 3585 nucleotides long. RefSeq lists its product as uncharacterized. The record is from RefSeq and is a predicted model, not a curated record. NCBI's taxonomy places the organism in Eukaryota, Viridiplantae, Streptophyta, Magnoliopsida, Rosales, Rosaceae. Gene Ontology annotation, biological process: positive regulation of transcription by RNA polymerase II. Gene Ontology annotation, cellular component: nucleus. The coding region runs from base 191 to 3364 and encodes 1057 amino acids. The transcript has 21 exons. Gene Ontology annotation, molecular function: histone binding; RNA polymerase II transcription regulatory region sequence-specific DNA binding; chromatin binding.